Molecule: messenger RNA, 1778 nt
Organism: Pseudogymnoascus verrucosus
Lineage: Eukaryota; Fungi; Ascomycota; Leotiomycetes; Thelebolales; Thelebolaceae
Gene: RRD1
Product: peptidylprolyl isomerase
Exons: 3
Coding region: 49-1506 (485 amino acids)
Biological process (GO): mitotic spindle organization
Cellular component (GO): cytoplasm; nucleus; protein phosphatase type 2A complex
Molecular function (GO): peptidyl-prolyl cis-trans isomerase activity; protein tyrosine phosphatase activator activity
Source: RefSeq, a predicted model, not a curated record
CCCAACAGCUUCACAGCAGAAAGCCAACAGAUUGCAACAAUAAUCAGUAUGGCAGAAGCACAUGGCGCCCGCGGGUCCGCACAAAGCAAGCUACCCAGGCUUUCAAUAAUGGACCUGUCGAAGCCGCAUACCUUUAUCAAGCCAGUGAAGAGGAUCAAUGAGGGGCACGAUGUCCCCCACUUCCUCACCUCACGUGCAUAUAGUGACAUAGGAACCUUUGUGAUGCAGCUUGACACCGCUAUGUGUCCUAGGAAAGUUGAGGUGGAUGGUAAGACGCAAGUAAAGACAUGGGAGCUGGGUAGCAGUGACUUCGCAGUUUCGGGAUUAGUAAAGGAGAUUCAAGAGAUGCUGAAGACGAUCGAAGCUAUCAUCGAUGAAGCACCUCCAGAUACUGGGCCGAGGAGGUUUGGAAAUAUCAGUUUCAGGAGGUGGCAUGAGCUUCUUGAGUCCAGGGUGGGCACGAUUCUGAGGCGGCAUGUUCCUGUUGAGAUUCUCGAUGCUGGGUCACCGGGAGAGGCUACCGCGGAAGAUGAGCUUACUUCAUACCUGCUGGGCGGGUUUGGGAGCUCACAGAGGCUAGAUUUUGGUACAGGCCACGAGCUGAGUUUUCUGGCAUUCUUGGGAUGUCUAUGGAAGCUUGGUGGGUUUACGGCAGGAAACGAAAUAUCUGAUGAUGGUCGUUUGGAGAGGAGUAUAGUACUUGGGGUCUUCGAACCUUACCUGAAUGUUAUCCGUCGAUUAGUUCUCACGUAUUCCCUCGAGCCCGCUGGCUCUCACGGCGUCUGGGGUCUGGAUGACCAUUUUUUCUUAUCUUAUAUUUUUGGAUCGGCUCAAUAUAGUCCUGCAAUCCAAGAUGGACAGCCCAUGCCAGUAGAGGGAUCACUACCAGAUGCACCGAACCCUGCGUCUGUCAUCAAGAAAAAUAUUGUUGACCAAGAGAGAAAGAAGAAUAUGUACUUCGCGGCCAUUGGCUUCAUCAACGAUGUCAAGACGGGGCCGUUCUGGGAGCACAGUCCAAUACUCUUCGAUAUAUCUGGGGUGCGCGCGGGUUGGGGGAAAGUCAACAAGGGCAUGAUCAAAAUGUACAAUGCCGAAGUGCUGUCCAAAUUCCCAGUGGUCCAGCACUUCAACUUCGGGUCUUUGUUCAGCUUUGAGCGCGAUCCAAAUGCAGCAGCAGCUGCCGCCACAGUACACACAUCCAACCAGCCAUCAUCCCACACCAUCUCCGUCAGCGGAAACACGAGCGGUGCGCCGACAAGUCGUCCAGUGCCGCAGGAAGGUACACGCGCUCCAUGGGCCAAUGCUCCAGCCACUACCAUCCCAAAUGCUCCUCCUCAGGCGGGUGUAGCAACGGCAGCACCGUGGGCAAAGCCUGCUUCUGCUGCUCCUCCCCAAGCUGAUGGCUCGGUGCCAACUCGUGCUCCUUGGGCUGCGUCGGGGUCCGGCUCGGCGCCACUGCCAGGUAAUGUGCCGACAAGAGCGCCGUGGGCAACAGGGCCCAGGUGAACUGUAGCCAGGCGAACUAUAGAUAGUAAUGCAUAAAGCAUUUAGUAUAAUAGCCAUCCCUCCAGAGCUCAUCCGGAUCAUAAAUAGCAUCCCAUCGCAUCUCGUUGCAUCCCAUCUGGCUCUAUAGGCAGCAUAUAAGCAGGGGAAAUAAUGAUGCGCUAUCAAGCCUCUUGAAAAUCUUAACUGUGGAUCUUAACGGUCUGGUGUCUCAUCACCCCAUCUUCCCAUCUCACCAUUGUAUUCCGUGCAUGCUCACCAACCAACCAACAACC